UGCCCGCGCCGUGGCGGGCUCCGACUCGGGCAGCAGCGGCCGCGUCCGCCUCCUCGGCUCCGGGCAGCGUCGCCGGGGAGAGAUGAGUUCGCGGCACCAGGCGGACUGGAUCCCUUACAGUGUUCUGGAUGAUGAGGGGAGCAGCCUGCGUCAGCAGAAGCUUGACAGACAGAGAGCACUGCUGGAACAGAAGCAGAAAAAGAAGCGCCAGGAGCCACUGAUGGUUCAGUCCAACGUGGACAGCCGGGCGAGGACGCGCAGGACGAAACAUUCGGAGGAGCAAGCCCCGCUGGUUGAAUCCUAUCUCAACAGCAACAGCAGCACCAUCUAUCACGUGCAGGAGGCUGAACAGGAAGAUGUAAAGGUGGUAGUGGACGCCCAAGCUCCGAAACCAACUAAAAAAACCAAGGCAGCAGCUGCGAGCUGUCAGAGUAGCAGCACCAGAAAGGAGAAAAAAGGGAAACACAAAGGGAUUGAUGGCCCAGCUGCUUUUCAGGAUGAUGUUCAGAAGAUUGGAAGUCAAGUGCAGAUUCUCACUGUUGGACAGUCUAGCCAUGAUGAAGAUGAUGGCGAGAAAGUGGCUACUGGCCAACAACAGCAAAGCAAGCAAGAUCUUAGAACAGCAAUGCAGAAAAAAGGCAUUUCAAGUAGCAUGAAUUUUGAUGAGGAAGAAGAUGAGGAGGAUGAAGACAGCUCCAGUUCUUCACAGUUAAACAGCAACACCCGGCCUGGUUCUGCCACGAGCAAGAAGUCCAGUAAGGAAGCAGCCUCAGCCCCCAGUCCUUCCACAAACGAGCCUCUCAUAGAUGUGGAUGACCUGGAAGAGUUUGCUGUCAGACCUGCCCCACAGGGGGUCACUGUCAAGUGCAGGAUCACAAGAGACAAGAAGGGAAUGGACCGAGGGAUGUACCCUACUUAUUACCUUCACUUGGAAAGGGAGCAUGGUAAAAAGGUGUUUCUGUUGGCUGGAAGGAAACGAAAGAAGAGUAAAACCUCUAAUUACCUCAUCUCUAUAGACCCAACUGACCUGUCUCGGGGUGGAGAGAGUUAUAUUGGAAAACUGAGAUCAAAUCUUAUGGGAACUAAGUUUACAGUUUAUGACAAUGGAGUGAAUCCAAUGAAAACAACAUCCAGCCUGGAGGCGAGUACCCUUCGUCAGGAGCUAGCUGCUAUUUGUUAUGAAACAAAUGUCCUGGGGUUUAAAGGACCUCGUAAAAUGAGCGUGAUCAUACCAGGAAUGAAUAUGGAUCAUGAAAGAGUUUCCAUCAGACCACGAAAUGAACAUGAGACACUUCUUGCAAGGUGGCAGAACAAAAAUACAGAGAGUGUCAUUGAGCUGCACAACAAAACACCAGUCUGGAAUGAUGACACCCAGUCCUAUGUUCUGAAUUUCCAUGGUCGAGUCACACAGGCCUCGGUGAAGAACUUCCAAAUUAUCCAUGAUAAUGAUCCUGACUACAUCGUGAUGCAGUUUGGCCGGGUGGCUGAGGACGUGUUCACCAUGGACUACAACUACCCAAUGUGUGCACUACAAGCCUUUUCCAUUGCCCUUUCCAGUUUUGACAGCAAACUGGCUUGUGAGUAAAGGGGCGUGGGUGAGCAUCCUCUCGAAGGAAGCAGUUUGCCAUAUGAUUCCCAAUUCCUGCUGGUGUCGCUUAUGGUCCAUACUAAAAAGGUCAGGGAAAAGUGCAGUUGUGGAGGACCACUCUGUUGCUGAAGAGAAAGUAAAAGGAAUCUUCUAAAAAUUCAGGACAUUCAGGAAAUUAUAUUUUCCUUCCUUUUUUUUCCUUUUUUUUCUUUUUUUUUUUUUUUUUUUUUUUGGUUAUACUUUUCUGGAAGUGACAUCAAGUUUUUGUAAAUAGGAGUUGUCUCUCAUGUCCCUGGUUAUGUUAUGGGUGUGUGCCAUGAUGUACUGUACCGUGGCUCCAGUAGCACCAUGACAGUGGUGUCUUUUUUUAAAAUCUAGAACGGGUGUGAGCGCUCCAAAAGUUUCUUUUUACAUUUACGAAUCAUUCCAAGGCUGCAAUUGUACCUCAAGGUUGCAUUCCUGCAUCAACUAAUCAGAGCUUCACGUCAUCCAGCAUAAGAGAAAGAUGAGGAAAAAAUAAUGCACUUUUUAAAAAAAAAUUAAUUUUUUUUUUUGAUUGUGCAAGGAUCUCAUGUAGUAUAAAGCUGAGUCUGAAGGUUGAAAACCUCCACUGGACUGAACUUGGUGCAUUGCUAUUGUACAUGUAGUAGGGCAUGAUGAAUUUUAAUUGCAGUAGGAGGAAAUGGAGAAGUGGAAAGCACAAAAUAAUGUUGCACAAGUCACUUGAAUUCUAAGCUGUCAUUAUGUUUUAACAUCUACAUGCUUUUUAAUUUGUUUCAAAUGGAAAUGUAUUUGCAGUACAGAAAGGGAAAAGGAAAACAUCUAGAUGCCAAGAAAGCAUAACUUAUGUUGAAUUUGGCAUUUUGUGGGCUGGGAAUUUAUAUCCUUGUAUUGCUGUGGUAAUUCAAACACAUAUUUUGUAAGAAGUGAUAUAAACAAUUGGAUAAAGGCACUCUGCAGAGAAUCUUAUUAUUUUGAACAGGCUGUGUAAAACUGAGGAAGGUAAAUGGAAAUAUUUUAUUAAAUUUGUCUGGCCUUUUGAGCUUUUACAAUUUGUUGAUCGCAUUUUUUGAACUUUGAGCAAAAACCACUUUUCAUAUUUAUUUCCCAUUGUAAGAAUGCUUGAAAUCGAUUGAAACUGUGUAUGUUGUUCUCUGAUGUAAACGUGCCAGCUACUGAGCUAAAUCCUUCUAGGCAAAUCUAGUGUAUGCUGCAUACAAAUGAGACACUGGCAGGACACAGAAUAGCUUAAAAUAGUGCAGAUUUUGUAUUUCUUUUUUUUUUUUCUGAUCUAUAUGGAAUAUAUAAACAAACACCAUUUCGGAACAAAACACAAGCAAAGAACAAGCCAUUGUUAUCUUCUCUCCUGAACAUUUCAAAAGCCAGGAGCUGCAACUCGAAAGCACAUU
Cinclus cinclus is the source of this 2997-nucleotide messenger RNA. It is a transcript of the gene TUB, whose product is annotated as TUB bipartite transcription factor. Gene Ontology annotation, cellular component: cilium. NCBI's taxonomy places the organism in Eukaryota, Metazoa, Chordata, Aves, Passeriformes, Cinclidae. The transcript is spliced from 12 exons. Gene Ontology annotation, biological process: protein localization to cilium. Bases 83 to 1585 code for a protein of 500 amino acids. The record is from RefSeq and is a predicted model, not a curated record.